This is a messenger RNA of Cladophialophora psammophila CBS 110553, 1356 nucleotides long. RefSeq lists its product as uncharacterized. Lineage: Eukaryota; Fungi; Ascomycota; Eurotiomycetes; Chaetothyriales; Herpotrichiellaceae. Bases 1 to 1356 code for a protein of 451 amino acids. The transcript has 2 exons. The record is from RefSeq and is a predicted model, not a curated record.
AUGUGGGAAUCUUCGUUCCUCCCUUGGGCCAUCCUCUUCGCCCUCCUCUGCAUGUUUCCAGUCACCGCGCUCUCGUCCUCGUCGGUGUACGGCCUCUUGUACGACUGGGGUCUUCUGGGUGCGUAUCCGCAGCAAACAUACAAAUCUUGCGCGCGGACGGCGCCACGUUUGAAUUUCGUGCGCUGGGACGACGCACAGUGCGGGCGCGACGCCGGGUCUGCUACGUGCCUCUCACCCCGCGGACACAUGGUGUCCAGUCCCGGCCCUUUGAUCAUGGACUCGCGCGGCGAACUGGUUUGGGCGGAGGACAAGUAUGGACAAGCCAUGGACUUCAAAGUCCAGUGCUAUCGUGGACAGAACUACUUGACGUUCUGGACUGAGUCGGAUUCCGGCACGUUCGGUCGGGGCUCGUAUGUGAUGCUUGAUUCGUCGUAUCGGGUGUAUAAGAGGGUGACUCCCGCCAAUGGCCUGGAUGGCGACUUGCACGAAUUCCAAAUCACGCGUCGUGGCACGGCGUUGAUGACGGUGUACGAGCCGACACCGGCGAACCUUUCGGCCUUUGGCAUCGGCGCGCAAGGCUGGAUCUAUGACAGUGUCUUCCAGGAGGUCGACAUUGAGACGGGGGAGCUGAUUUUCGAAUGGCGAGCUUCACAACACUAUGAUGGUCUAUCCAAGAACGCGAAGUAUGGUCGGGGCAUGGUCAUUUCGCUGGAGCUGGAGCAGAUGACAGCCAAGCUUAUCCAGGAAUACGUGCAUCCCGACCAGAGGCUCGUGGGGAGCCAAGGGUCGAUCCAGCUGGUCCCUGACUUGGACCACGCGCUCGUCGGUUGGGGCCAUGUGCCCGCGUAUACCGAAUUUGACGCGCAGGGAAACGUCCUUUGUGAUGUGCGCAUUGCGCCAUCAAUUGUCUGGAGUCUCGGAUGGGUAAAAUCGUACCGCGCAUUUCGCGCUUCUUCGUGGGUUGGGAAACCCUCGGCGCCGCCGGACGUGUACCUUCGACCGAACGACAGGAGGGUUCAUGUGGAUGCCUGGGUCCUCCAAGGCCACGCAGAGACGGGGAGAGGUGUAAAUUCAUCCCAAGAGGACUCGUACCGCAACUUGUCGCAUAUCAAGAAAGAAAAGUUCGAGACCUCAUUCAUAAUCACAGAUGACAUGCCAAGGUACCUCCGCGUGGCGGCAUUGGAUCGGGUGGCCCACACCCUAGGCUAUACAGCAGUCGUUGACCGAAGGAUCGGGAACGCGCCCUUACCAGACGCAAGGUCUCGGAUAGUGGUCAUCUCGAUCUGUGCCGUAACCGCGCUGUGCCUGAGCUGGUAUCUGUGGAGGAUCCGAACACGCAUUCCUCGCGGAGAGUAG